Hippoglossus stenolepis (Pacific halibut) is the source of this 8783-nucleotide messenger RNA. It is a transcript of the gene nfat5b, whose product is annotated as nuclear factor of activated T cells 5b. The record is from RefSeq and is a predicted model, not a curated record. The coding region runs from base 553 to 4281 and encodes 1242 amino acids. Gene Ontology annotation, molecular function: DNA-binding transcription factor activity, RNA polymerase II-specific; transcription factor binding; RNA polymerase II cis-regulatory region sequence-specific DNA binding. NCBI's taxonomy places the organism in Eukaryota, Metazoa, Chordata, Actinopteri, Pleuronectiformes, Pleuronectidae. Gene Ontology annotation, cellular component: transcription regulator complex. The transcript has 15 exons. Gene Ontology annotation, biological process: cytokine production; calcineurin-NFAT signaling cascade; regulation of transcription by RNA polymerase II.
UCCGGGCCGCUGAGGCUCUGAGUGACAGCGGCCGCAGUUGAGCUGGAAUAAACAGAGAGAGAGGAGACGAGAGAGAAAAGUGCGGCGACCGGAGGCUGUUUUUAACUUUGUGCCGUGACAGCGACACGCGCAGAGACUCCACCGCUCAUCACCGGCCGCGUGUGCGCUGUGGUCUGACCGCUGGUGCCCGGUUCCCCCGCAGCGCGAAGGAGUGCGAUGCCCUCUGACUUCACCUCGCUGCUCUUCAGCGGGGACCUCGAGCUGACUUCUCCCGGAGCCCUCCUCCACCUCCGAGACUGGCAUGGCGGGACAGAACAACAGGACUGGACAGGCAGAUUUCCUCCUGCAUCCUGUCAUUAAUCAGUGUGUGAUCUUCUACCCAGAGAGCUGCAGUUGCCUUCCUCCACUCAGCAGAACCCAAACGUCAUGAGUCAAAAGAGUGGUGGAGAGGCAGGGCCUCCUCCUUCUGCUACUGUAGCAUCAGGAAGUUCCCUCUGAAGCAGGGAGUGUCUGCAUAUAAAAUGGUCUGCAGUUCUCUGCUUCAUAGAUGCCAUGUCCUCUUCUAUGACCAUGGAAGGCCCCCGCAGUGCUCUUUCCAACUCUUCCAGCUCCACCAUACAUUCCAGCUCUUCAGCCAGUGACCAGAACCCAGUCCACAGCAACAAUGUUGACCAGGAGGAUGCCAGGAAUAGCCGCGUGGUACCAGAGGUUGUCGGAGCAGAGAACGGAAAUGGCAACGGCGGCGGUGGCGGUAACUGCAGGGGGAGCAGUGAACUGGGAGGUGGAAGAGGUGCAACAUCCCAGGAUGCGCAGGCACAUCACCAGAUGACCCCGUCUAAGCGCCGCACCGUACUGAACAUCUCUCCGCCUCCGCAAGACUUGUUUGACGACAGCCACAUGUCCUGCCAGAAUGAAGCCUCCCUGGACUCAGAGCAGAGUACCAGCAUCUGGAUGGAUGACUCUCUCUCCAACUUUAGUAUCAUGAGCAGUGUUUCCUACAAUGACAACACAGAGGUACCAAGAAAGUCCCGUAAACGUACCCCUCGACAGAGGCCUGGUCCGAAGGCUGUGCCUGCAGGGGAACCCAGCAUGGAUGUGUUUGAUGCAGACAGUGCUAAAGGCCCGCACUUUGUCUUGUCACAGUUAGGACCCGACAACAAGACAGCAUCAAAAGGAAGCUCCGACAAUCCUCAGGCAGCUAACCAUAAAGGGGGGACUCUUUCGAUGCAAUACCCACAGAAGAGUGAGGGGAAGGAGCUGAAGAUCCAGGUCCAACCUGAGACUCAGCACCGAGCCCGCUAUCUUACUGAAGGCAGCAGAGGGUCAGUGAAGGACCGCACGCAGCAAAGCUUCCCUACUGUAAAGCUGGAGGGUGUGAACGAGCCAGUGAUUUUACAAGUGUUUGUGGGCAACGAUACCGGGCGUGUGAAGCCUCAUGGGUUUUACCAAGCGUGCAGGGUGACCGGCCGCAACACCACAGCCUGCAAGGAGGUGGACAUUGACGGCACAACUGUCAUUGAGGUGUCCCUUGAUCCAAGCACCAACAUGACACUAGCGGUGGACUGUGUCGGGAUCCUGAAGCUCCGUAACGCUGAUGUCGAGGCUCGUAUUGGCGUCGCUGGGUCCAAGAAGAAGAGCACACGCGCUCGCCUGGUGUUCCGGGUCAACAUCCCCCGUUCAGACGGAUCAGUGCUCACACUCCAGACUCCCUCGUCUCCAAUCCUGUGUACACAACCUGCAGGGGUGCCUGAAAUCUUGAAAAAAUCACUGCACAGUUGUUCAGUGAGGGGCGGAGAAGAAGUCUUCAUCAUCGGCAAAAACUUUCUCAAAGACACCAAAGUCAUAUUUCACGAGAAUGUUUCAGAUGAGAACUCGUGGAAGGCUGAGGCUGAAAUCGACAUGGAGCUGUUUCACCAGAAUCACUUGAUAGUGAAGGUUCCUCCGUACCAGAAUCAAGCCGUCACCUCUGCAGUGUAUGUGGGAGUCUAUGUGGUGACGAAUGCUGGGAGAUCGCAUGACGUUCAGCCUUUUACUUACACUCCAGAUCCAGCACUACAUGAUGUUCCUGUGAAGAAAGAGAUGCCUUCUCCAGUGAAGACUUGUUCUUUUGAGGAACAAAUUAAAGUUCUGGAUGGUGCUCUGAUGCCCUCGAUGUUGCCUUUAGUGAAAAGAGAAGAAGUCACUCCGAUGGAAGUGACCAGCAACCUCCAAUCUUCUGGCGUAUAUAAGACUGGUGAUCUGUGUCAAACCCAGCAGAACCCAGACAUGACUGCAGGACAUCUAAAUAAAAACAGACCCUUCUCCAACAACUUGUCUCAGGCUGCAUCUGACCCUGACAAAGCUCAGGCUUCUGUUUUUACCAACACUGAGCCCCUGAGCACCAUCCAGAAGCAGGACAUUGCUCCCACCAGCUCAUUUCCUGUGCCGACAGACUCUCUGCUCCAGCAGGGUUCCCAGCAGUUCCUCCUGGAGCCUAGAGAGGGCCUCGGCCAGGAGAGACCAGGCAGUGCCUCUGGAGGUGUGGGGAGGCUGUGUGGAGAACCUAUUCCCCAGCAGCAGCAGCAGCAACAGCAGCAACAGCAGCAGCUGCCACUGUUCCCUCCAGAUGAGGUGGCCCAGCUUGAAGAGGCAGUGAGACAACUUAAAGCCAAAGGGUUCUGUAACUUACCUCUUCAGUCUGACAACUCCAUGGCCAAACAGCAACAGCAGCAGCAGCACAUGCAGCACCAACAGCAGAUCCAAAAACAGCAAAUCCAGCAGCAACAACACCAACAAAUGCAGCAGCAGCAACAGGUGCUGGAGAAUUUACAGCAGCAUCUGUUUCAGUCACAGAUUCAGAUGCAGUGUGGCAUGUUUCAGGACGCCACCCAGGGCAAGAACUCGGAACAGCAGGGCACAUCACAAGGAGUGGUGCCAAACCCGGGAUCUCUCUUCCAGCAACAGCAGCAGCAGCAGCAGCAACAGCAGCAGCAACAAGCAGCUCUCUUUCAACAGGCAAACAACCUACUUUCUAUUCAGACCAACUUCCUCCAGCAAACACCAUCUCACCCUUCGCCACCCAUGUUCCACAACCCCAGCACUCUGGCUGAAACACAAGAUCCACAGGGGGCUCUAUUUCAGAAGGCUUCUCAGGAGCAGGUCCAGGCUGCUCUCUUUCAAAACACCAUGACAGUACUGCAGUCCCCAGAGCAACAGCCCGCAACCCCUGGACUUUUCCUCCCCCAGUCCUCCCUGCCCACUCAGCUCACAACCAGCAAUUCUCAACAACAGCAGCAACAACAGAAGCAGCAGCAGCUGGUCUUCCUCAGUGCCCUACAGUCCCCUACCCCUGAACCACAAUCAGUAUUUCAGGCUCAGACCCAGCUCUCCCCAAUCCAGCAGAGGAGUCCCAUGGAGCAGCAGCCGCCCUCCCAGCCUCAGACCCACACACAGCCAACCCAGCAAGCUCCCUUAUUCCAGAACAUCUCUCCACAUCCACCUGCAAACACACUCUCUCCAGGCCAGCAGCAGCAGCAACAGACUGGCCUCCUGUUCUGCAACAACACUCUGUCCACCCCAGACCAGGCCUCCAGCCUCCUGUUCAACAGCCAGGGCCAGAUGCCUCCUCUGACCAGCAGCAGUCUGGUUUCUCAAGAGCCCCAAAACUCCUCUCUGCUGUUUUCACAAUCCAAUCUGGUGACUGUAAACCAGCAGGAUCGCUCUGAGCCAAUGGCCUUGGGGAACCCCACCCAUCCAAGACAACAAGUCAUGUUUCAGGAGCAGCAGCCGAUGCAGCUGGGUGGCAGCUCAAACAGCCGGCAGGAGCCGCCUGUGGGCCUCUUCAUGCCUCAGUCCAACAUGGCCUCUCUGCAGGGGGGACUGGCUCAAGAGCUCGCACAGUCAGCCAUGUUUGCUCCACAGAACGGCGUGGCGAACCUUCAGACGACCACCCCCUCCCCUGUUCAACAGCCAGGACCGCUCUUUCAGACGACCGUGAGUGGGGGCAUCAAUCAGCCCAGCCAGCCUCAACAACCUGGCCUGUUCCUCUUUGGGAUUCAGAACGGAUGUGGCCAGUUGAUGAACACUCCUGGAAACACACUGUCGGAUCAGAUCAUAGCCAUCAGCCAGUCUGGUCAGAACCAAAGAGAGAGUGAUGCUCGUAUCCAGUCUCUGCUCAAUCAGUCCCUGUCUCAGUCUGGGACUGUGCAGAACAGCAUGUCCGCCUCGCAGAACAUGGAGAAGAUCGACGACCUGCUGGUCAGCCUGCAGGAGUCCGGCAGCAGCUUAAGUCGUUCAUAUUAACCUCUGUACUUCAUUCUUUUACUAAUAUUAUGUAUGGAAAAUUAGACAGUUAAAUGUAUAUGAAUUUGUUUUUACAAACUGAGCAUGAUGUGCGUCACCAAAUGUUUUUCUAGCCUACUCACAUAUAUUUGAGUCUUCAUUAGGAAAAAAACUGUGAAGGUGAGUUCAACAUUGUAAAGUGCUGCCGGCCGUGCUGAGCCGGGCUCUUAUUAAAACUAUGGCAGAAUACGUUGCCUAAAAGCAAACUGGAGAAAUUAAUAUCAAGAUAGUGAACUAGAAAUUUGUGUUGGACUUUCUUGGCCGAGCAGUUUGACCAAGAGAGGCGAAUAUCUCUUAAUAACCUUAAAGACUGACUGACUGACUACCCAAUGUUAAAUCAUGCAUGUGAAAACUGAGGUGGACUGUAGAUGAGAACUGUGAGAAAAUUUGUCAUAACUUUCUGAUGACGAUGAAGAUGAUGAUGAGGGAGGGGAAAUUUAGCCCAAAUUUUCGCUCAUAUAUCUUGUGAAUUUUUGUUGAUAUCCGUAAGUAGAUUGUGAGUCGUGUUGUUUGGUUGUUGUGGUGUUUUCUAAAGUGUUCUCCAAAGUGUUUGGUGGUUUGCGUGAAUAGUGUUCCCUUUAAUACUUCUUUCGUAGUUUUGUUGUAGUUGUUGCAUGGAGGGUGUAGCGCGUGGUACGGUAGGAGUGUUUGGAAGGACUGUGGUAUGAAAGGUUGAAUACAUCAUAGAUGUCGAAGGUAUAGUCACUGUUGACGGGGUUUGGAAUUAUUAACAGUGCGGCAAGUGAAGCGAGAGAAGGUGAGAGGGGAAGAGUGGAGGAAGGUAACUGAGAAGUAGAAAAUUGCAGGCUAUAGAAACGAAUAGAAACAUUUCCUUCUGUCUUAUGUGAUGUGUAGCCACAAACGUGUCUGUCAUGUAUGUGGAUGCUUGUUAUUUCAGUGUUGCAGCAGAUAGCUGAUGAUAUGAAUGAGUUCACUGUAGCUGUUUCUGAAAGGCUAUAAAGUGACGUAGGUUUUCAUUGAUGAUGUGAUAAAGACAGAAACGGCACUCAGUCUGUGUCUAAGUAAGGAUCUUUAAAAACAAAAAAAACCCGACCAAUAAAUUUUAGGCCUGUUUGGUACAGUAAUAAAAAAAAGAAUAUUUGUCAUAGAGCAAGUAGUGGUCAGUAACGUGAUCAUCAGCAGCUCUAAAGCAUAUCUUUCUAUAUUAGAUAUUUCGCCGUCACCACAGUGUACAGAUAGCACUUUGUAAUGUAGUAUAAAUGAACAGGCUAACAUUUAGUCUGUAUUCAUCAAAACCAAACUGUGUCAGUUUGAUACUUUUUACAGCUUAGUCUCCUUUGAAUACAUUCGGAAGAAAUAACUCUUUUAAGAAAGUGUAGUGGUAGAAAUGUAACAAAUAAUGGCUGAUAUGAUUGUUUUUUACAUGUAUAUUCAGCACUUUACGAUGCUGUGACGACUUAACUCAUCCAGGGUACACUACAGUCCCACGAGAGGUGGCUUUCCUUCUUUUUUAUCUCAGCCGCCUCUUCCUCAUUGUUUACAGUGAAGAAGAUACAUUUCCCAUGUGUUUGCAUAGCAACGCUCAUGUAGUCGGGCAAACUCAACAUACAUAUUUCCACUCGAAUUUAGUUUUGAGAUGUUAUCAUACAGUUUGAAGACAUACAUUUCACAUAAUACAGUUAAAUACAACAUCUAAUUUCCAGCCAUGUUACAACUACUACUUUUCAUUCCCAAAACUUAGUGCAUUAUUUAUUUUAAGAUGCUUAGAAAUCUGGACAAAUGAGGAAAGAUGUGGUUCAAGACAUUUUUAUUUUAAUGACUCUUAUUUAAAUACAUGCAUCUACAGUAGAGAGAGAGUAGAAUGUAAUAUAGUAUAUUAAUAUAAUAUUUUUGUCAUAAGGGUAGGAUCGUUUUGUGUUGUAGUGUCAUUUUGCGUCAGGCACGCAUGAACUGGAGUAGUAUUCUUAAACAAGCUAGAGAAGAGCCUUUUUACCCGUUUUAUUCAAGUGAUGGAUUCAGCUGAAUGUUGAGGAGAAGCAGUCGUUUGUCGGCUACAACUGUACAUUAUAUUUCUCACCUGGAUCGAUGUAUUAACAUGCAGUAACAGAGCCCUUUUUCUAUGCUUUCCUUUAAUUGGAAACUCGUCUGCAGAUCUAAUGUUGGCCUGUGGCCUCAGGACCAAAGUUUGACUCCAAUCUUGCUUUGCAUGAAUCCUGAUGACAGGCCAGUUUUAUGGCUCGUGAGCUUUUAUUUACUUUUAUUUUUUCCUACUUGCAAUUAAACUUUUAAGAAAAUCAUAGACAGCCUAUUCUUUUCCCUCCUAAAGAUACAGAUUUCAUUGACGUCACACCUUUCUUUGUUUAUUGUGUUGUUGUGUUAUAUGUGGUUUUACUGUACGUGUGUGCAUGAACAAGGGGCUGGUCUCUACUGACGACCGAAUGGGCUCUAGUUUAAUGCCUUGUCUCAUUUUCUCUGUAGAGUUUGUCAGAAACUCAUAAACACAGUUACAUUUUAUACACUUUUCAAUCAGUUUGUUGUUUUUUGUGACAGAUAUGAUGUAAACUUGACUAAUGUGAUUUGUGGAACUACAGUGUGUUGGUUUGAGCAGUUAGACGGUGUUUUUUAAAGGGACCCUACUCCUGAAGGAAACCUGACUUUGGAGAAAAGAGCUAUCUGUGAUUGGCUUUCUUCAACUUGUGAAGCAGAAGAAUUGAGAUCUCCAGUGUUGAAUAUUUAUGAUUUUAUUUGUUUUACAGAGUUUUCUUUUUUUUGUAGUACCUGUUCCUCGUUUUGGAGAAUCUAAUUUAUUUGUGUGUUGGUUAUUAUCUAAAUUGUUUCCCGUAAUCAUAGUUCUGAAUGUACUGAUGAGCCCCCACAAUAAUAUACAUUCCUGUGCACAGUUACACGUUAAUGAACAUAUCAUAUGUUUGUUCGAGACUUUUAAUUGGCCCUUCAUUUCUGUUUCAACCACGAAGUUAAAAGCAGAGAAAAAUUGCACAGAACUUCAACAGUUUUUUUAAGAAAUCUUAAAAAUAGGACCAACAAAUUUCAGUAUUUUUACAAUGACUAUAAUUCUGAUUGUGAUUAUAAAGUGUGGCUGUAGAUGCCUCACUUGAGAUCCAGAAUGUUCUUUUGUACACACACUGGGGAGGUAAUUACUUUUUUGUAAUUACAGUUUCCUCAUUUGUUUAUUUACAAUGUAACUCCUAGAUCAGAAAUACAAGAGUGUUACUCUUCAUACAGUCUUUACUAAUUGUAUGUAAAAGAGCAGGAUUGUUGAUAAAGGUUCUCACUUUUUCCAAGACGCUACAAACUAACUCUCUGUUUUCCUGCAAUAGAACAAGACGUGGCUUGCUAUUAACAUUACCAGUUCAUUUAAUAUCAACAAACUGAAUUUGCUAUCACAGGUAUUUUUUUUCCCCCUAAAAUGUCACUUUAGACACGAAUAUAAGCUGUACAUGUGCCUUGAGGAGAUGUCGUAGUAUCGACCAGAUGUUUUACCGUUGUCUGUUUAACAUGCCGUUGGCCCCUGUAGUCCGGUGUCGAUUAGUCCUCAUUAACUAGAAUGUUUUAAGCCAUAAGACUUUAAGUGUGCUUUAAAUGCUCAACAACAGUGACCAGAUAAGUGUGGUUGUGGUUGAUACAUGUGUUGUGCAAUUCCUGUCAUGCAUCUAAUUUGUUUGUACUGAAGUAUCCAUUGCAUUUAUGUUACACGACGUAGAUGCAGACAAACUUUUUCUCUGAAACUGCUAUGCAGCUAAUAUACUGUAAAUGUAGAUCUGUUAGUUUUUGAAUAUAUAUUUUUCUAUAUAUGGCCUCUCCUGAGAAACCAAAAUAGAUGUUCUUUCUAUUAUUUAUGUUGCUUGUUGAAAUGUUUUCUGAUGCUUUAAGUGCCGCCUGAAACCGAUUUAGAAAUCUUUUAGUCAGUUGAAAUGUAAAUUUCUCUUUCUCUUUUUUUGAUUCAAGGGUCACUAAUUUUCUUUUUUAUUACAUUGUUGCUAGUACGGUAAAUGUGGUGGUUUGUGUUAUAUCCAGGCCUGUUGUUUAUUGGUGUAGUGGUUCCUAGUCUUUAUGAUUUCUCUCAGGGCCUUGGAGAUACCAGGAUUCUUAUUCUGACCAAUAACAUCAAUGCAUGAUGGUUUUGUGUGUCUUCUAAUUACACAUUCUGCAAAGCAAUAUUCACUGUAAUUUAUCCCGACUUAGUCUGACAUUAGAAUUUUCCAAAAAUGUGCCUCUUCCACAUUUUUUGUAAUAUCUUUAAAGUCUGUUCACUCUUAACACAAGAGAACCACUUUACCAGUAAACAGCUUCUUUUAGUCCUGGAAAUAACGAGGGGGGAAAUUUAGUCUUUUUGUUUCUAACAAUGUGAACAAUCGUCUGAUAAUCACCCUGGGGAGAAAACAAUCUUUCUAUAUAUUUGGCUUUUGUUGGGACUUUUUUUUUUCUUGCAAAUACAUUUUUGUAAACUUGCUGCUAUCUAUAUUAAACAUAUACACGUUCAA